Hansenula anomala is the source of this 2208-nucleotide messenger RNA. RefSeq names its product glycosyltransferase family 39 protein. The transcript has a single exon. The record is from RefSeq and is a predicted model, not a curated record. Bases 1 to 2208 code for a protein of 735 amino acids. Gene Ontology annotation, biological process: protein O-linked glycosylation via mannose. NCBI's taxonomy places the organism in Eukaryota, Fungi, Ascomycota, Saccharomycetes, Phaffomycetales, Wickerhamomycetaceae. Gene Ontology annotation, molecular function: dolichyl-phosphate-mannose-protein mannosyltransferase activity. Gene Ontology annotation, cellular component: membrane; endoplasmic reticulum.
AUGGCUAAGAAGAAAGUUAUCACACCUCCAGGUGCGAAAAAAGUGCAAAUCAACAAUACAACAACCACAUCAUCAUCAUCAGAAUUACCACCAAAUUAUAAAAAAGGUAUAAAGAGACCAUAUUUCUCCACAAUAAUCCCAGAAAAGGACAUCCUCGAUGCAAAGAGCACAAAGUUUGAUUACAUUAUAGUUACUCUCCUAACAAUACUUGGUUUUUAUAUCAGAAUCAUAGGAAUAAACAAACCAAACUCAAUAAUUUUUGAUGAAAUCCAUAUAGUUCGUCAUGUUAAUGAUUAUUUAAACGGGACUUUUUUCCUUGAUAUAACACCACCAUUCAGUAAGAUGUUUUAUGCAUUUAUAGCUAGAGUAUUGGGUUAUAAAGGUGAUUCAACAAAUUUAACAACACCUGGUCAAAGUUUCCAAAAUACUGAUUUCCCAUUCAUUGGUCUAAGAACUGUUUCUGCAAUCUUGGGUGCUGGUGUUGUUCCUUUAACUUUUUUCACACUUAGAAGUACUGGUUCCAGGCCAUUAAUUGCUGGGUUUGGCUCAUUGCUUGUUGUUUUUGAAAAUUCUUUUAUUGUCUCUUCAAGAUUAUUUAUGGCUGAUUCUAUUUCAUUAUUCUUGUUAGCAUUAGGGAUCUUUGCAUUUAAAAAAUUUCAAUUAACUUCACCAUUCACUAAGGAUUGGGCAAGAUUUUUGGUUUUGACAGGUAUUUCAUUAGGUUUAGGGAUUUCUACAAAAUGGAUUGGAUUUUCCACUAUUGUAUGGGUUGGUAUUAUCACAGUACAACAAUUGUGGUAUUUAUUUGGUGAUAUUGAAGUUUCAAACUGUAAAUUAGUCAAACAUGUUUCAUCAAGAAUCUCAUUAUUAUUGAUUUCACCAAUUGUGAUAUAUUUAGGUGUUUUCGCUAUUCAUAUUUUGUUAUUAAACCAAACAACCCCAGAUUCAUCAUUAUUAACUACCCAUUUCCAACGUACAAUGUCUGGUAAUGAUAUUUAUGAUUUACCUAAAUACGUCACAUUUGGAAGCACAGUUACACUUAGACAUUCAGAAUCACUUGGUGGGUUUUUACAUUCACAUCCAUAUCCUUACAAGAGUGGUUCACAUAAUCAACAAGUUACAGUUUUUGAUUAUAAAGAUUAUAAUAAUGAAUGGAUCAUUGAACCAACUGGUAAUGUUGAUGAGAAUGACAAGAGAUUAAGAGGUGAUACUGUUGUGAAAUUAAGACAUAAAAACACUGGUGCUUUAUUAAGAGUUGAUAAUUUUAAACCACCAAUCUCUGAACAAGAGUAUGAUUUUGAAGUUAGUUGUUUUGGUGAUUAUGAAUACCAAGGUAAUGAUACUGAUGUUUUCUUGUUGAAGAUUGAUGAUGAUUCCAAAUCAAAAGAUUUUGUUAAAUCAUCAGAAACUCAAUUUAGAUUAUGGAACAAGAAGAAGAGAUGUACAGUUAUAAGUCAUGAUUUGAAAUUACCAGAAUGGGGGUUUGGACAACAAGAAGUGUUAUGUAUUGAAAGUCCAACUGUUGCAAGAACUUUAUUUACAAUUGAAACUGUUAAAUAUCCUCAAGAUGUUGAUUUCACUGGAAACCCUGAAUUAUUGGAAAAAGUUGAAGAGAUUAAGCCAUCAUUUUGGUCAAAAUUCCUAGAGUUGAAUACUAAAAUGAUGAGAAUUUUCCAAUCCAUAAAGCCAAAAAACAACAAUUCACCAGAUCCAUCAAGUUGGCCAAUGUUACCAAGUGGGUUAAGAUAUUUCACAAGACCUAAAUCGGCAAUAUAUUUCAUUGGUAAUCCAAUCAUUUGGUGGUUAAGUAUUAUGUUGAUGCCAAGUUUUAUAUUUAUUAGAAUUGUUGAUUUUUUCCGUAUUGAUAAUAAUACAAACAGUAUUAGAUAUAAAGCCCAUACAUUGACUUUCCUUGUUGGUUGGUUUUUACAUUUUAUUCCAUAUGUUAUAAAUGAAGGUGAAUUUUUCAUUUCAUAUUAUAUACCUUCAUUAUAUUUUGGGAUUUUAAUAAUUGGAUCCACAUUUGAAUAUAUUUAUUUCAAGAAUGCCAAAUUGGGGAAUACGUUGAUUGUUAUCACAAUAUUAUUUGCAUAUUAUUUCUAUUCAACACUAACACCAAUAACAUAUGGAUCCAAUUGGGAUGUUACAAGUUGUCAACAAUCAAAAUUAUUAGAUACAUGGAACUACAGUUGUGAUAUAUAUAAAUGA